AGUUGGGUGAUGAUGAAAAUCAUGUGAGUGCAUGUGCAUCGAGUUGUAUUUUGAUGGCAUGUCCUUUAAUCUGAGCUAAACCCUAAUUAUCCAUCAAUAACAACAUUUAAAAACACAAAACAAAACACCCUUUUGGACACUUGUCCAAAUAUCAUCCAAUUAUUUUGGGAUAGAAAAGAGAACCUUCUCAGAAGCUGUAAUCUCCAUUUUAAGUUAUAUCUAAAGUUCACUUACCUUUAUCUAUAUCUAUCUAUGUCUAUAUAAAUCAUAUGAGACGUCUCAUAUUUGCAUCGUAUUAUAUCAUCUUUGUAACAUUCUUUCAUCACAUUAACCAAUACACACUAACAAUAAUGGGAGUAACAUUGGAAGGACAAAGAAAGGAAUCAAUUUGGGUUUUGAUGAGAAAACAAAGAGCUCGAAGGGCACUUGUGAAGAAGAUCAUGAUCCGACCGAAGAAGAGUCUAGAAGCUCACAGAAGACCAUGCCGCGCAAUUCAUAGACGCGUCAAGACGCUGAAAGAGCUAGUUCCCAACACCAAUUCAUCAGAAGGUUUGGAUGGGCUCUUUAGACAAACGGCGGAUUAUAUUUUCGCUUUGGAAAUGAAAGUGAGAGUUAUGCAGACAAUGGUUCAGGUUUUGACCGAAACUGAUUGUGUUUAAAUGACCUCAACUUAUAUUUUUGUAAAUAUUUCUGGGAUUUAAAAUCAUUAUAAUUACAAUAAGUGUUUCUAGUUUUUGUUUUGUUCGAGUUUACUUUUAUCAUCUCGAGUGUCUUGCAUUGUGGUAUAUAGAAAAGAAUUUGGUUUAUGUUGCUGAUGUAGACCGCAAGAAAAAAAAAGAAGAAAUCGCUCCUAACAGACGACUGAUGUUUCGGGGAUAAAAAUAUCUAAAAAGUUUUAAACAUACCAAUUCAUAAUUUUGAUUAUAAUUGUACGGGAGUAGUUUUGUGCGCAGUCCAUCAUUUAUUAACGAACGAUGAGUUAUAGAAUUCUUUUUAAAAAGAGGUGUUUAGAUAAAUUAACAAAGAAGAACGAAACUUUAAAACAAGAGAAAUCAUUGAAAAUUGUGUUCAGUUAGAGAAUGCAUAUAUAGGGAGGCCAUUAAUAAAACCAAAAGAACUAUUGCAUACUGAGCGUUCAACCUUGGGCUUUACAAGUACUAAGUAUCAUAUGAGAGCAUUAUUAUUGGGAGUCCCUUAACACAUCCCUUAGAAGAGGGGGAUGAAAACCGAAGAAAAAAGCGAAGGGAAAAACCCCUAAUUAAGGGCUGUCAAUUACUCUCCAACGACCAGAAAAAAAAAAACAAAACAAAAGACUUUUUUUCUCUCUCUCUUCAUCCCACCAAUAAUGGUGCUCUGAGGGCCCCGAAUUAACAUACCAAAUUAGAAAAAGACAUGUUGUGUUAUGUCCUUUACUAUUUUCAGCAAUGUUGAAUUUAUAUGAAAAUCAUUUAAGAAAUAUCCUAUGAAAAAAUAAAAUUUAUAUUCUUGAUUGAAUAAAUAUUUUUGGCCCUUGAAAAUUUUUC
Messenger RNA from Brassica napus (rape), 1523 nucleotides. Its product is annotated as transcription factor UPBEAT1. Bases 270 to 659 code for a protein of 129 amino acids. The record is from RefSeq and is a predicted model, not a curated record. The transcript has a single exon. NCBI's taxonomy places the organism in Eukaryota, Viridiplantae, Streptophyta, Magnoliopsida, Brassicales, Brassicaceae. Gene Ontology annotation, biological process: regulation of DNA-templated transcription.